CGGGCAGGAAAUUCUGGCGGAAGCGAUUCACAGUUUCUUUUCUCGGGCGCAGAACGUCAAAGCAGCCGAGUCCCAUUUCUCCCUUCCUGGCAAGCGGAGAAGGGCGGUGCGGAGAGGCUGGGGGAGCCCCUCGGAUUGUCUUGGGCUUCUUUUGCCUACUCUGGAGUAGGAGACACAAUGAAGUCCAGGCGCCGGCGCUUCCGCGGUCUCGACGGCUGCCGCCAGGAGUCCCAGGGUCCCCGGCAGCUUUGCAGCCGCCUGCACCGCCUGUGCCGCCAGUGGCUGCGGCCGGAGAGGAGCAGCAAAGGGGAGAUGCUGGACCUGGUGGUGCUGGAGCAGCUGCUGGCCCUGCUGCCCGCGGAGAUGGCGAGCUGGGUGAGGGAGUGCGGAGCCGAGAGCUGUUCGCAGGCGGUGGCCCUGGCCGAAGGCUUCCUCCUCAGCCAAGCCCAGCGGGAAGAGCCGGGAAAGGAGCAGGAGCCAUUCACAAGGAAGAUCUCAGCAGAGCUACAGAGAAGAGGAGAUCAACCCAGCCCUUCUCAGGAGCUGCUUUUCAGAAGGAUUCAACUUGGGCCACCUUGGCAGAGCUCUGAUCCCUUUGAGGAGGUGACUGUGGACUUCACGGAGGAAGAGUGGAGGCUGCUAGAUCAUGGCCAGAAGGCCUUGUGCAAGGAAGUCAUGCAGGAGUUUUCUACGAAUAUGGCUGCUCUGGAUGAUGUGUCUGUGAAUGAGAACAACAAGCAGGCAAGGUUAAAUCUACUCCAAACAGAGAAGAGUGAAGUGAUAUUUGGUACCAAAAGGCAAGAGGGAAGCCAUUUAGAAGAUGGAGGAGAGAAGUCAUCCACAUCUCUUCCUGUUGAUGCUUGUGGCUUCCUGUCCCAGCAAGAACAGAAAGAAAAGAGAAAAGAACAAUAUAGCAAAAAAGAAAACAUGACUUUGAAUUACAUCAAUAUGGCAGAAACCAGACUAAAGAAAAACUGCAUGCCUCUAGACACUAUGGAGAAUAAUUCUGUCAUUCCUACUUCACCAAAGAAACUGUACAGGAAACUCAGAUCACAUACCUCUGUAAAAUCUGGAGGGGAUUCCAGUCUGAGCAUAACAAGGGAAGUGUGCAUGCAGGGUGGAAAGAGUUUCAGUAGCAAAAGUAAUCUUAAUUUCCACACUGGGGAGACAUCACAUAAAUGUCAGUAUUGUAAAAAGACCUUCACCCAAAAAGGACAUCUUAAUCUUCAUAAAAAAAUCCAUACUGGGGAGAGACCAUAUAAAUGCUUGGAAUGUGGAAAGGCCUUUAUCCGGAAAGACCAGUUUGAUCUUCAUGAAAGGAUCCACACUGGGGAGAAACCAUAUCAAUGCUUGGAGUGUGGAAAGAGCUUUGGUAUCAAAAGUAGUUUUAGUCGCCACCAAAGGAACCACACAGUGGAGAAACCACACAAAUGCCUAGAGUGUGGAAAGAGCUUCAUUAUCAAAAGUGCCCUUAUUCUUCACCGCAGGAUCCACACGGGAGAGAGGCCAUAUAAAUGCACGGAAUGUGGAAUGAGCUUAAUUAGCCAGGGUAAAUUUAAUCGCCACCAAAGGAUCCACACAGGGGAGAGACCGUAUAAAUGCAAGGUGUGUGGAAAGAGCUAUACCCGGAAAGGACAUCUUAAUCGUCAUGUAAGUAUCCACACAGGGGAGAGUGUCAUGGCCCCAUCGGAGUCUAGUUCGGAGGAGGAGGACUUGGAACUGGGACUGUCCGACAGGAAUGACACAUCUCCUUUGGUAUAUUUGGAGGGGCCAGGGGCUGUCCCAGGCCCCUCAGGCACUGGAGGAGGUGAUCAACAAGACGGAGAGCUGCCUGUCUGCAAAGACACAGGAGGAUCGGCUGCUGGCUGGUAGUGGUGCUGAUAGGCAGCAAAUCUCUGAUGAGGAACAGCUGCCUUCUCCACUGAUCCAAGGGCAAGGAGAGUAGAGCGCAGGCAAGCCCAAAGAAGCUGCAAGGCUACUCAAGAGAAGAUCGCCCCACCCCUACUCACAAGGAACCCCUGGAGUGGACUGAUUUAAGGAGAAGCUAUGGGGAGUUAGUCUUUGCCAGGAACAAUUGUCUGCUUUGGCUUACAUUCCCCCUGCUUUGACUCGUGCCUGUUGCUGUUUGCUUUGCCUUGCCUUGCCUUGCCUUGAAGACUGCUGUUUGCCUUUUGUCUUCGACCUUGCCCUUGUUUUGUGGACUGCUUUUGGCCUUUGCUUCGCUCUGCCCGUGGAACUGCUUCUUGCCUUGGACCUUUUCUUUGCCCGGAGGACUGCCAUUGACUUGUACCUGGACUCUGCCUUGUGGACUGGACUUGGAACCCUAAACCUUGCCUUGUUGAAUGUGUUCCUACUCUGGGGACUUUAUUUGUACUAUAGCAGUGGUUCUCAACCUGUGGGUCAGGACCCCAUUUGGGGUCGAACGACCAUUUCACGGGGGUCGCCAAACAAUGCAGUCCGCCAUUUUUCCCCCCUUGCCUUAGCUGUGCUACUCCC
Molecule: messenger RNA, 2496 nt
Organism: Crotalus tigris (Tiger rattlesnake)
Lineage: Eukaryota; Metazoa; Chordata; Lepidosauria; Squamata; Viperidae
Product: zinc finger protein with KRAB and SCAN domains 7-like
Exons: 4
Coding region: 178-1872 (564 amino acids)
Biological process (GO): regulation of transcription by RNA polymerase II
Molecular function (GO): RNA polymerase II cis-regulatory region sequence-specific DNA binding; DNA-binding transcription factor activity
Source: RefSeq, a predicted model, not a curated record